GACUGCACAGGGUAAGAACUCACAGGUGUUAAACAUUUCACUGAAUGUAGGUUUUGCUUUAAAAUAUAUUUUUUAUUUCAGGUCGAAAUACCACAUCAUCUGGAAAGAUAAAGGCUGCAAUUCUUCGCAGCAACAUUGACACCAGAAGAAAAAAUACAAGAGUCAUGUCUGCCAAUUCAUCUUCAGUGAAUUUUUUUAUACUGGCGACCCUGGGCUUACCUCCAACCCACAUUUAUCCAGCAUUUAUAUUUGGAACACUUACCUAUUUCAUUAUUGUAUUCUGCAAUUCACUGGUUGUAUUGACAAUUGCAGUGAGUAAAAGGCUACAUAGACCUAUGUUUCUUCUGCUUAUUAAUCUGCCCAUUAGUGACAUUCUCGGCGCAUCAGGUUUUUUCCCUCAGCUUGUUUUCAGCAUUUUGACACAGAACAGAAUUAUCUCCAGUUCUGCAUGUAUAACUCAAGCUUUUCUCAUCCAUCUGUAUGGUGCUGGAAACCUUCUGAUAUUAAGUGUCAUGGCAUAUGAUAGAUACAUUGCAAUAUGCAAUCCACUUAAAUAUAAUACUAUCAUGACUUCAAAUUUUGUUAUCAGAAUAAUCUCUCUUAUAUGGCUUUUAGAUUUCGUAGUUAUUACCUUACUGUUUGCUUUAACUUUACGGUUUAACAUUUGUAGGACAGAUAUUGAAGAUCUGUAUUGUAACAAUCCAUCAUUUCAAAAAUUGUCCUGCGGGGACAACCGUGUAAGCAACUAUUAUGGAAUAUUCAUAACAUGCAUGCUUAAUGGAGGUUCAUUGUUAAUAAUAGCUUACACAUAUGCACAGAUUUUGCGUACAUGCGUUAUGAAUAAUAACACUGACAGCAGGAAAAAAGCAUUUCAAACAUGUGGAACCCAUUUAGUCGUUUUUUUAGUCCUGCAAAUUAAUAGUGCCUUUACAAUCAUCUCUCAUCGCUUUCAGAACGUGUCCCCUUUUCUGAGAAGGGCUUGUGGGGUGUCUAUUCUGAUCUUUCCACCAUUAUUGGACCCAAUAAUAUAUGGACUUAAAACCAAAGAACUAAAGAAAAGUAUAAUAAAAUUUCUUAAAAGGCAAGUGGGACCAACAAAGUAGCUUUCCUUUUUUUGUGUGGAUUUUAUUAUCAAAGGGAGUUUGUAACUUCUGUGACACCUAUUUUAUUUUUAUUGAUUGUUUGGAAAUACAUUUAGAUAAUUAUGCCAGUGCUUAGAAUUGAUCGUCACAUAAUUUUCUUUUCUUUUUUCAUUAUUUUAAUGCUCCUCAGGACUUGUGUUCCCAUUGCAUAACCUACUGAAGAGUUUCUGAAGAGUAAAUGAGACUAAAUUAGACUGUUGGU
Molecule: messenger RNA, 1344 nt
Organism: Xiphophorus hellerii (green swordtail)
Lineage: Eukaryota; Metazoa; Chordata; Actinopteri; Cyprinodontiformes; Poeciliidae
Product: olfactory receptor 52N2-like
Exons: 1
Coding region: 165-1103 (312 amino acids)
Biological process (GO): G protein-coupled receptor signaling pathway; detection of chemical stimulus involved in sensory perception of smell
Cellular component (GO): membrane
Molecular function (GO): odorant binding; olfactory receptor activity; G protein-coupled receptor activity
Source: RefSeq, a predicted model, not a curated record